AUGGGCCUCAUUCCAGCCCGGAAAGCGGUGGCCGUCCAAAUCCGCAAAGGCCAAGCCAUCAAGAUCAUCAACACCCAUGGCAAGCAGGUGUGUGACUUCUGGGCCUUCAACCCCAAUGAUCCUCACGACUUUCUCUCCAUGGUCCAUACCCGGACCAUCCUUCUCGCCGUCUCCGUCAAAACGGGCGACAAAUUGUACAGCACCCGUCGCAAGCCUAUGGUGACGCUGGAGGAAGAUACGACCAAAGGAGUCCACGACAUCAUCUGGUCGGCGUGCGAUGUAAACCGAUACCGCAUGCAAGGUUUCCAAGGACAUCAUGACAAUUGCAGUGAGAACAUGCACACUGCCUUGAAAGAGACUUUCCCUGCUUUCAGCAUUGCCGAUGACUGGGUCCCCGACCCGUUCAACGUGUUCAUGAACGUGGCUAUCGAUCACCACGGUGGUCUGGACAUCAGGCCCCCGACUAGCGAGAAGGGUCAGUACGUCGUCCUGAGAGCCCAUGCGGAUUUGAUUCUGGUCAUAAGCUCUUGUCCUCAAGACUUGGAGCCGGUGAACGGCGGCCUGCCCACCGACUGCGAAUACGAAAUCCUCGACGAGACGAGUCCUAUCCCCGCUCCCGAGGCUUCGACAUCCCUCGUCACUCAGUCUGUUCCACGAGGACUUGCCCAGCCUCCUCGCCGUCGCGUGAAGGUGGCACUCUCCUUCGACUUCGAUGCCGUAUCUCACUGGCUAGGAACCGGCUGCCACCCUGAUAACAAUAUGGCCGAUUACAGUUCCGGUAUCUUCGCUGGUCGAGUCGGCGCAAUUCGUCUCCUCAACAUGCUGCAGAAAUUUGACAUCGCGAACAAAGUGACAUGGUUCAUCCCAGGACACACCAUGGAAACCUUCCCGUCGACCGUCCAGAAGGUUGUGGAAUCCGGAGCCGAGAUUGGAUUGCACGGGUACUCCCACGAGGGAAUUUACCAGAUGACCUUGGAACAAGAGCGAGACGUGCUCGAGAAGUGUAUCGAAGUCGCCACCAAACUCUGUGGCAAGAAACCCAGGGGAUACCGUGCGCCCAUGUACACCAUCCGCGAGACCACUGUGGAGCUACUCCGCAAACACGAGUUCCUGUACGACACAUCGCUCAUGCAUCAUGACUCGCAACUCUACUUCACGCCCAGCGACCCGCCCAUCAAGACCAUCGAUUUCUCCAAGGACGCUUCCUCAUGGCUGCACCCCACUCCGUUGGGAUCGGAGGCCUACCCCACCGGCCAGCAUCCCCUGGUUGAGAUCCCGUGCGGUUGGUACAACGAAGACAUGAUGCCUCUCCAGUACCUGCCUCACCUGGCAAACAGUAACGGCUACGUUAGCACGCGCGUCGUGGAGCAGAUGUGGAAGGACAAGUUCAUGUGGCUGUGGGAGAAUGGCAAGGAAGGCACCCAGUCCGCUGACUUCAUCUUCCCAAUCCUCAUGCAUCCCGACACCAGUGGAAUGGCGCACAUUAUCGGCAUGUCUGAGCGGGUAGUGACUUGGCUGAAGAGCUGGGGCGACAGUGUCGAGUUCUGCACUCACGAGGAAAUUGCUCGGGAGUGGCUCGCGGAGCAGAAGGCCAAGGUUGCUUAG
Penicillium daleae is the source of this 1605-nucleotide messenger RNA. Its product is annotated as polysaccharide deacetylase family protein. Gene Ontology annotation, molecular function: hydrolase activity, acting on carbon-nitrogen (but not peptide) bonds. The coding region runs from base 1 to 1605 and encodes 534 amino acids. The transcript has a single exon. Lineage: Eukaryota; Fungi; Ascomycota; Eurotiomycetes; Eurotiales; Aspergillaceae. Gene Ontology annotation, biological process: carbohydrate metabolic process. The record is from RefSeq and is a predicted model, not a curated record.